AUGGCGGCGGUCCGCGCGGCGCGGCCCCCCCCGCCUCCGGAGCGCGACGCCCGGCCGCAGCGGGACCGGGCGUCUCCGCCGAGCAUGCUGGGGGAGCUGGAGCAGCUGUGCGACGAGGACAAGCACGCCCAGGCCCUGGCAGGCGCGUGGCGCUGGCUGGGCCUGCCGGCCGACUGGCCCCAGGCCGACUUCCAGUCCGGGCGCAGCUCGGCCUCCACCGCGCCCGCGGCCCUGCCCGGCAGCGGCGGCGGCCCGCGCGGCGGCGAGGCGCAGGUCGCUCCGUCGCGCACGGACGACGAGGCCGAGAGGGUCGCGAUCCUCUGCGCCCUGUGCUGCGCGCGGCUGGCAGAGGAGCAGCUGCGCGAGCAAGGCUUGGAGGCGGCCUGGAGGCUCUCCGAACGCGCCCGCGUGAUCUGCGAGGCGCCCGCCUGGCGCGACCGCUGGCUCCGGGACCCGGCCUGGGCGUCUGCAAGGUGCCUCUGGCUGCAGAAGCGCGCCGAGUCCCUGCGACUGGCGGGGCAGCGGCAGGUGCAGGAGGAGGGUCUCGACCCCGCCGCGUGCCGCCACCUGCUGGAGUCGAGGCGCUGCCUGUUCGGCUGCGAGGAGGUGCUGGCAGUGUGGCCAUGCUGCGUCGGGUGCCCCCAGGGCGUGUACUUGUGCUUGGCCGACACUUGCUGGCAGAUCAAGGACCUCGACGGCACGCGCCGCGGCUGCCUGGCCGCGCUGGGGCCGCUCUGGCCGCCCGGCCCGCGGCCCGCGGGUGCGCCGCGCGCCCCGGCGGCCGAGGCCUACGCGGCCGUCUUCGCCCUGGACCUGCUGCAGCAGGCGGCGGUCGAGGAGCGGCGGUGGUCGGAGGUCGGCGCCGCGCUGCUGCGCGCCCAGGAGCUCGCACCUCGGGGCCGCGGCGAGGUGGGCGACGCCGGGAAGCUGCUCCGGUCCAUGUACCGCCGCGCCGGCGCGGUGCCGAUGGAGCACCGGCACAGCAGCCUGGCCCCGCCUUCGCCCCUCCGGAGCCGCCGCAGUCGGUCCGUCGCGCCGGCCGCCCAGGAGCGCCACGGCGCCGCAGGCGGGGCCCGCGGGUCGCCCUCGAGGGCGCGCAGGCGGACGCUGACGCCCGAGCAGAGGCCCUGGCGGCAGAACACGGCGUGCCCGCAGAGCCCGCGGCGCGCCGGGGAGGGCGAGGCGCUCGGGGAGCCCUGGCAAGAGGAGACCAUCCGCAACUUCCUGGCCGCGGCGUGCGCUGGACCCGCCCCAGCGCGCGCACCGCCGCCACCGCCAGCGUCAGCUGUUGCCCGGGCUGGGCCACACGCCGCCAGUGCGCCGGGGUGCGGCUCCGCGCCCGCGCUGGCGGGCGGCAUGACUGCGUUCGCACGGGCGCCAGAGCGGGCGAGCUUGGAGCCGCGCCCCAGAGGCACCGCGGGGGCUGGAAGCGGCGCGGCCGGGGCUACGCUGGCGCCAGUCUUCAGCGCUGGGGCCUCCCAUGGCGGGGCCGCCGAGCCGCAGGCGCCUGGAGUUGCCGUCUGCAGCCCGCCUGGUUGCGGGGAGUCCGCCAGCGCAUCGUCCAGUACCCUGCUGGCGGCGACACUGCAAGCGCAGGCGAUACACGCCAGGGGCUUCGAGCCUGCAGCAGGCCGCGCUGGAGCCACCGUUGAGGAUGCCGUCGAGUGCAGCCGCCCUAGUAGCCGCGAGGAGCCCCGUGUUUGCUCAGACGCCGACCUGAAGCUUGGGGGUCUCACCCUGGAGGACGUGUUGACGCUUGGGGCCCGCACGGUGGAGGCGUGCCAGCGGCAGGCUGUCCGCAUGGAGGAGUUGCAGAGCUCGAUGCUGAAAUUGGUGCCGAGCACCCCAGCUUCCUCAGCCACGCCUGGCCCGAAGCCCACGUGGGUGGCGGACCCGCUCCGCAGCUCCGUUGGCGCUGCAAAUUUCGACUGGCGUGCGGCACUCGAGCGCUCGCUGGCCGCCGCGGCAGCGGACGCCGCCGCUGACGCGGAGCCGAAGGAAGAGACGGCGCCUUGCAGCAGCGCCGCUGCUGGCAACGCAGGAACCGCAUCGGUUGGCACCGCGGCAGCGGACGCCGCCGCCGACGCGAAGCCGAAGGAGGAGACGGCACCUCGUGGCAGCGCCUCUGCUGGCAACGCAGGAACCGCAUCGGUCGGCACCUCCAUCGGCGCGCUGCCGGAGGAGGCGGUAGCUUGCGGCGUCGCGGCCGCGGCGGGCGCUGGUGCCACGAUCGUUGGCACCUCGGCCGCUGCGCCGCUGGAGGAGGUGACGCCCUGCGGCAGAAGGGCCUUCGGCGAGAAGGCGGCCGGCGCCGCCGCGGACCCCGGUGGCUCCAGAGGAGGCGCCGCGGAGGUGCCGCCGCCGCCGGCGGCAGAUCCGCGCCCGCUGGCGCCACAGGCCGAGGAGGCGCCUCGCGGCGGCCUGGCCGCCGGCGCCGCGGUGGCCAGCACCGGCGAAGCUGACGCGCCAGAGGGGCCGGCCUCCUGCACAGGCCCGGCCGCUGUGGGCGGGAGCGCCGUGGUCGUCGGUGCGUCCGCCGGCGCCACGCCGAAGGGCGCGGCGCCCUGCGAGGGCGCUGCCGCCGGCGCCGCGGCGGCCGGCACCGCCGACGAGGCGCCCUCCAGGAGCACCUCGCUCGCGUCCCUGCCGCCCGUGGAGGAGAUCCUGCCCGACGCGGGGCUCCCGCUGGUCCCGACGCUGACGCUGUCCUGGGCCGUGGCGCCGCGGCCCGCGGCGGACGGCCCUGCGCCAGGGCCGGGGGGCGCGAGGCCCGCGCGAGGGGAGCCAGAGGCCAAGGACCCCGCGGGGCCACCUGACGCCUCGGCAGCAGCGGCGACUGGCCUCGCGCAGGUUCAUCCCAAUUGCUGGGCCUACGACGCGGUGGUCAGUGGCGCCGUGGAG
This is a messenger RNA of Prorocentrum cordatum, 2901 nucleotides long. Lineage: Eukaryota; Dinophyceae; Prorocentrales; Prorocentraceae. The record is from the annotation of a GenBank genome assembly.